AGAAAAGCUGCCGGGAGAGCUCGCGAGAUCUCAGACCACCGGACCCGAAAGGUUCUUAGGGAGUUGAAGGGCCUGGAGGCGGCCCCGGAAGAAAUGGCGGGAGCUGGGCCGACCAUGCUACUACGAGAGGAGAAUGGCUGUUGCAGCCGGCGUCAAAGCAGCUCCAGCGCUGGGGACUCAGACGGGGAGCGCGAGGACUCGCCGGCUGCGCGCGCCCGGCAGCAGCUGCAGGCGCUGCUCAACAAGACUAUGCGCAUUCGCAUGACGGAUGGACGGACGCUGGUCGGCUGCUUCCUCUGCACCGACCGCGACUGCAAUGUUAUCCUAGGCUCGGCGCAGGAGUUCCUCAAGCCGUCGGAUUCCUUCUCUGCUGGGGAACCCCGUGUGUUGGGCUUGGCCAUGGUACCCGGACACCACAUCGUUUCUAUUGAGGUGCAAAGAGAGAGCCUGGCGGGGCCUCCCUAUCUCUAACCAUGAUCGCGCAUGCCUUUUAGACUUCAUUAAACUUGUAACCCAA
Myotis brandtii (Brandt's bat) is the source of this 517-nucleotide messenger RNA. It is a transcript of the gene NAA38, whose product is annotated as N(alpha)-acetyltransferase 38, NatC auxiliary subunit. NCBI's taxonomy places the organism in Eukaryota, Metazoa, Chordata, Mammalia, Chiroptera, Vespertilionidae. Gene Ontology annotation, cellular component: NatC complex. The record is from RefSeq and is a predicted model, not a curated record. Gene Ontology annotation, molecular function: RNA binding. The transcript has 3 exons. The coding region runs from base 94 to 471 and encodes 125 amino acids.